Messenger RNA from Telopea speciosissima, 1058 nucleotides. RefSeq names its product 2-alkenal reductase (NADP(+)-dependent)-like. The transcript is spliced from 5 exons. Gene Ontology annotation, molecular function: 2-alkenal reductase [NAD(P)H] activity. Lineage: Eukaryota; Viridiplantae; Streptophyta; Magnoliopsida; Proteales; Proteaceae. The record is from RefSeq and is a predicted model, not a curated record. Bases 24 to 1058 code for a protein of 344 amino acids.
GUUUUUCCUCACAGAAAAAUAAAAUGGGCAAAGGAGAAGAAGUUAGCAACAAGCAGGUUCUCUUGAAAGACUCUGUAUAUGGGUCUCUCAAAGAGACAGACAUGGUUUUGAGCAGAGGGACCACUCAUCUAAAGGCUCCUCAAGGCUCCAAAGCCAUUCUGGUGAAGAAUAUCUACUUAGCUUGUGAUCCAAGGCCAAUCUGGUCAAAGGGAUUGUCGAAUACGAUAGAUUAUCCAAUCGAGGCUGGAUCGGUUAUAAGUGGGUUUGGAGUAUCUAAAGUCUUGGAUUCUGAUCACCCAGACUUCAAAGAAGGUGACUUGAUGUGGGGGAUGACUAGAUGGGAAGAGUAUAGCCUCAUUGAGACACCCAAGUUCAUGUUUAAGAUUCACAACACAGAUGUACCUCUCUCUUACUAUACAGGACUUUUAGGUAUGCCGGGUCUAAGUGCUUAUGCAGGUUUCUUUGAGAUUUGUUCCCCUAAGAAAGGAGAGUAUGUGUUUGUGUCGUCGGCAUCUGGUGCAGUUGGACAGAUUGUAGGACAGUUUGCUAAGUUGAUGGGUUGCUAUGUAGUUGGAAGUGCUGGGUCUGACGACAAGGUUGAUUUAUUGAAGAACAAAUUUGGGUUUGAUGAGGCUUUCAACUAUAAAAAAGAGCAUGAUUUGGAUGCUGCUUUGAAAAGGUAUUUCCCGAAUGGUAUCGACAUUUACUUUGAGAACGUAGGUGGUAAAAUGCUUGAUGCGGUUCUCCUCAAUAUGAGACAGCACGGCCGCAUUUCUGGGUGUGGAAUGAUCUCUCAAUAUAACCUUGAACAGCAUGAAGGAGUUCACAAUUUGUUUAACCUUAUCACUAAGAGGAUUCGAAUGGAGGGAUUCGUAGUUUUUGAUUACUUUCACCUGUAUCCCAACUUUCUGGAUUUGAUUCUUCAAUACAUCAAAGAAGGGAAGAUGGUAUAUAUAGAAGAUAUAGUUGAAGGCCUCGAGAGUGGGCCUUCCACCUUGAUAAGACUCUAUGCUGGCCAUAUAGUUGGAAGAGCGGUUAUUUGUGUCACUACUGAAUGA